Messenger RNA from Egretta garzetta (little egret), 1092 nucleotides. It is a transcript of the gene SEPTIN4, whose product is annotated as septin 4. NCBI's taxonomy places the organism in Eukaryota, Metazoa, Chordata, Aves, Pelecaniformes, Ardeidae. The transcript is spliced from 12 exons. The record is from RefSeq and is a predicted model, not a curated record. Gene Ontology annotation, biological process: regulation of exocytosis; cytoskeleton-dependent cytokinesis. Gene Ontology annotation, cellular component: microtubule cytoskeleton; septin ring; cell division site. Gene Ontology annotation, molecular function: GTP binding; molecular adaptor activity; GTPase activity. Bases 1 to 1092 code for a protein of 363 amino acids.
AUGCCGCAAGCUGACGACAAGGAGUACGUGGGCUUCGCCACGCUGCCCAACCAGGUCCAUCGGAAAUCCGUGAAGAAGGGCUUCGACUUCACCCUCAUGGUGGCAGGGGAAUCCGGGCUGGGCAAGUCCACCCUGGUCAACAGCCUCUUCCUGACAGACAUGUACAGAGACCGCAAGCUGCUGAAUGCCGAAGAGCGCAUCACGCAGACAGUGGAGAUCACCAAGCACGUGGUGGACAUCGAGGAGAAGGGUGUCAAGCUGCGCCUGACCAUCGUGGACACGCCGGGCUUUGGUGAUGCUGUCAACAACACUGAGUGCUGGAAGCCAGUGGCUGACUACAUUGACCAGCAGUUCGAGCAGUAUUUCCGUGAUGAAAGUGGCCUCAACCGGAAAAACAUUCAGGACAACCGCGUCCACUGCUGCAUUUACUUCAUCUCACCCUUUGGCCACGGGCUCCGGCCCCUGGACGUGGAGUUCAUGAGAGCCUUGCACCAGCGGGUGAACAUUGUGCCUGUGCUGGCCAAGGCUGACACCUUGACCCCCGCUGAGGUGGAGCGCAUGAAGAACAAGAUCCGGGAGGAGAUUGACCACUACGGCAUUCGCAUCUACCAGUUCCCCGAGUGCGACUCGGAUGAGGAUGAGGAGUUCAAGCUACAGGACCAGGCGCUGAAGGAGAGCAUCCCCUUCGCCGUCAUCGGCAGCAACACGGUCGUGGAGGCCAAAGGCCGGCGCGUCCGCGGGCGCCUCUACCCCUGGGGCAUUGUGGAAGUGGAGAACCCAUCCCACUGUGACUUCGUGAAGCUGCGGACGAUGCUGGUGAGGACCCACAUGCAGGACCUCAAGGACGUGACGCGGGAAACCCACUACGAGAACUACCGCACGCAGUGCAUCCAGAGCAUGACCCGCAUGGUGGUGAAGGAGAGGAACCGCAACAAGCUGACACGGGAGAGUGGAACGGACUUCCCCAUCCCCGUCAUUCCCCCAGUGCCGGACGCGGAGACGGAGAAGCUCAUCCGGGAGAAGGACGAGGAGCUGCGGCGGAUGCAGGAGAUGCUCCAGAAGAUCCAGAAGCAGAUGAAGGACUCACACUAG